Nymphaea colorata (pocket water lily) is the source of this 3308-nucleotide messenger RNA. Its product is annotated as zinc finger CCCH domain-containing protein 38-like. The transcript is spliced from 5 exons. Gene Ontology annotation, molecular function: metal ion binding. NCBI's taxonomy places the organism in Eukaryota, Viridiplantae, Streptophyta, Magnoliopsida, Nymphaeales, Nymphaeaceae. The record is from RefSeq and is a predicted model, not a curated record. The coding region runs from base 379 to 3006 and encodes 875 amino acids.
CCUCCGAAGAUAUUUUGGCUGUGAAGAGAGAGAGAGAGAGAGAGAGAGAAUCCCUCAGAUGGCUCGAAUUUGAGAGACGACCUUUUUUUGGUUCCCCCGCCCCAAAUCUGCGAUACCCAACUUCUUCAAUUUCCUUCCCCGUCUUCCCUCCACUUCUUCCACACUACGCGUUUAUUUGCCCUAAUGGGCGAGGAGCCAUCUUUUCUUUCCCGCCCCAACGCCGUCUUUGGCUCUCCUUUAUCGUGAGUAAUAUUGUUUUUUCUACUGAUAACAAGCCAAAGAGAACAUCUAUUUUCAACCUUUGGUGGAUGAAGCUUUUGACUAAUGGCAUAGACUCGAAAGCGGGGCUUGUUUCCUGAUGCAUGUGCUGCUGCAGAAAUGGAGGAAGAUUCAUCACUUAUAGGUGGAAAAGAAUUGCUCCUUAAGUCAACCAGAGACACUGGAGGUGAUAUGCCUGUUGAUGAUUCUUCCAGACCAGCCAUCAGGGCAGAAAAUGUUGUCAGAAAACGGGCCUCAAAAUGGGAUUUAGUUUCUGAAUCUUCCGUUCGAGAUGAAACUGAUAAAGACAAAUCAAAUGCAGAAACAAGUAAUGCUUAUCGGAACAAAGAAUCAAAGUCUGAUUGGCAUGCACCGGCAACUGUUAAUGCCCCCUCUAACAGCUGGGGAGAAUGGAAAAAUGACAAUACAGAUAGGGAUGGAGGUGAUGCUGUGUGGUGUGGGGAACAAAGCUAUGCUACAAGAAUGUCUCCAGGUUUGGAUGCUUGGAGGCAUCGACAAGGCAGUCGCUCUCCAAGGAGUGGCUGGGCUUCAUCACGAAGGAGUAGGAGCAGGAGCCCUCCCCGCAGCUUUAGGCAUGACACUGAUGACAGGAAGGAGAGGGGGAGAAGAGAAGCUCAAGGUUCAGUUCCUGUUUGCAUCAGUUACUCAAAAGGCCAAUGCAGGAGGGGAAGUGAAUGCAAGUAUGCCCAUGUGAAUAAUGACCGCGAUAUUGCCAAGCAUUUCAACAAAAACAUUGUAACAGAAAGAAAUGGUCAUAGACAAGAGAGAGGAAGAUAUGCGGACAAUGGGACACACUCUGAUUCACAUGAUAGACAUCUGAGAAGCAGGUUUCCUCAGGAUGAUAAUAUUAGAAAACGAGAUACAGAAAGAGAAAGGCGGCCUACUUUCUGCCGUGACUUUAGGGCUGGCAGGUGCUUCAGGGAUUCAGGUUGUAAAUACAUCCAUGAUGAUGGAGUUAGGUCGAGUGAUGAUUUUUCUGUUAAGGAGACGGUAUUAGAAAGGAAACAUUCUGGUAGCAAGGAGGGACAAGAGGUACAUGAACAUUUGCAGGAGCCAAAGCAUGAAACAGAGCUGCGAGAUGAUAGGGAACCACCAUGUCGUUUUUUUGCAAGAGGCUCUUGCCAAAAAGGAUCAUCUUGCAGGUACUCUCAUCAAGUCUCUACUCAUGAGACUUCUGGUAAGAGGUCAAGAGAUGAAGGUCGGUCAAGAAGGGCAGAUGAUCGUCAUAGAUCGAAGGGGGAGUCAUAUUCAGAAUGGGGUGCAAAGUCAGAGUAUGAUACUCAUAUGUCUGACUGGGGUCAAAGUAGUGGUGCUGAAGGAGUUGGUGAUGUGAAAGGAAAUAUUGAAUUGUUAGAUGUUUCAUGUUCAGAUAAGGAAGCCAAUUUAGAAUCAUACAAUCACCAUACAGCACAGGAGCAUGAGCCCCACCAUGUAGAUGACAGCAAAGGGGAUCCCAAAGAAGAUGUCAAAUAUCAAAUUUUACCCAAGGAAGGUCUGGAAGAUUCUUUGCAUACAAAAAAUCAACAUAAGAAUGGAGAUCCAUAUGGAUGGAGAGAGAUUGCCCCUUCUAAAGUUGGCCUUCUCCGUCCAGAUGAAUCUUCCACGUCAUUCCAGCAGCAGCAUGGUAACACCACCUUGUCUACAAGCAGCUCUGACACCCAGUCUGGUAGUACUAACAUGUGGAACCAAAUAGCUGUUUCUGCAAGCAAUGCUCCCAUUUCUGCAUUUUGUUGGCCUGUGACAGGUAUGAGCCAACAACUGCCUUCUCAAGCCCCCAUAGCAGCAUCCAUGCAGGUCCUGUUGACUCAGGCUGAAGCAUGUCAAAAACUUGACACACCAAAAGCAGAUAGUGUGAGUGCGCCUGCCUUGGUCAAUAAUGCAAUGCCUGCACUACUCCAAAUGACUCCUAGCAUGAUAACUUCACAGAAUUCUGUUGCCAAUGAUCGUGCUGUUCAGAUGUCAAGCAUCUCAGCAUCACUAGCACAGAUAUUUGAAACUGUACAACAAAUUCCACAACUGUACAACUCAUUGAAUUCUGUUGGUUCUGUUGCUUUGGCACCUUCCCAGCCCUUUACAAAUCCCAACAUCAUAGUGCCUACUGAAGCAGCCCCCUCACUUCAUAAUCAGGAUCAGUUGUCCCAAAGUAAGCCGUAUGAUCCGAUAACUGACAGUAUGGAGCCCCUCCAGCAGUCAGAAAAUGGUCAGCAAAAAAUCUUGGAAGGCAGUGCACCAAAUUUGGAUAAGCAGCAGGCUGACAUGAAGCUCGAUGAACUUUAUAGCAUUCGUGAGAGCAACAAAAAAGAUGUUAUGCAGCAGAACUCUGCUCCUGAACAAAAGAAAGGUAUUCAGGGGGACGAGGCAUGCAAGGAUACUCAAGAUCAAGGAAAGGGAAAACAAACUGACAAUUCAACCGAUGCCCAUGGUGAUACUACCAAUGAAGAAAAGAAAAGUAAGGAGGCAAAUAAGGAGGCGAAAGGGAUUAGAAUGUUCAAGUUUGCACUAGUGGAGGCUGUCAAAGAGAUGCUGAAGCCAACAUGGAAGGAAGGUCGCAUGAGUAAGGAAGCUCACAAGACUAUUGUGAAAAAAGUAGUUGAAAAAGUGACAAGCACAUUACAAGGGCCUCAGAUACCUAAUACCCAAGAACGAAUUGAUCAGUACCUUGCAUUUUCAAAAUCGAAACUUACUAAACUUGUACAGGCUUAUGUUGAGAAGUACUUGAAAGUUUGAGAUUCAUGUUGUUUAAUGCCAGCUAAACAUAUGUUUAAUUGGCAGUUCACUAGAUGAGAUAUUCCUGUAUACUGUCGGAGAAUUUUGUAAGUUUUGAGUUUGCAGAUCUUCUACUGAGUAGCAACAUUUGGUUCAUUGUGGCACAUUUGCAUAUUUCUACUUAGGCUAUUGAAGCUUGUGCAUAGGUAGAUCGGCACUUUCUUGUGCCAGUUUGUACACUUCCCAAUUAACUUGCAUGCAUGAGACAACAUUUCAUAUGUAUCAUCCCUAACUUAAUUGAAUUGCAGGGAAGAAUUUCUCCA